CCGCAGGAGGAGGAGGAGGAAGUGACGUUGACGGGGGUGAGGGGUCGGUAAAUAUUGGUGACGUCAGGCCGCCAAGAUGGCGGAGGGGGAGGACGCGGGCUGGUGGCGGAGCUGGCUGCAGCAGAGCUAUCAGGCCGUCAAGGAGAAGUCCACAGAAGCUUUGGAAUUCAUGAAACGGGACCUGGCUGAGUUCACUCAAGUAGUGCAGCAUGACACAGCCUGCACUAUCGCUGCUACAGCCAGCGUGGUCAAGGACAAGCUGGCAAGGACAGAAGGCUCCUUGGGUGCAACUGAAAAGGUGAGGAAGGGGCUCUCUGACUUCCUGGGUGUCAUCUCGGACACAUUUGCUCCCUCACCGGAUAAGACCAUUGACUGCGAUGUCAUUACACUGAUGGCAACACCCACAGGUACCACAGAGCCCUACGACAGUGCCAAGGCUCGUCUCUACAGCCUCCAGUCAGACCCAGCCACCUACUGCAACGAACCUGAUGGCCCUGCUGAGCUCCUUGAGGCCUGGCUCUCUCAGUUUAACCUAGAGGAGAAGAAAGGGGAGAUCGCGGAGCUGCUGGCAACCAGCCCUUCCAUCCGGGCUCUCUACACCAAAAUGGUCCCUGUGGCUGUUUCCCAUUCUGAAUUCUGGCAGCGCUACUUCUAUAAAGUGCAUCGCCUGGAGCAGGAUGAAGCCCGAAGGGAGGCUCUGAAGCAGCGAGCGGAGCAGAGCAUUCACCAAGAGGAGCCAGGCUGGGAAGAAGAUGAAGAGGAGUUCUUGGGGAUGUCACCCCUGCCUUGUGCAAACGUGAAAUUGCCAGAAGCAGCAGAGAAAGAAUCUGCCCCUGCAGCCCUGGAGGGAAGCCACCCCACUGCUCACAAGGGACCCUCAGAGGAAAGCUGGGCUGUCCUUCCUCCGGAGCUGGCCCCAGCAGAGAGGAGCCCCUCUGAGAGCAGUGAGAGUGUCUCCCUUGUGACUCAGAUUGCAAACCCUGCCUCUGUGCCUGCUGCACAGCUACAGACUGGAGCACAACCAGCCGGGGCCAGAGACCUCUCCCAGAAGCUGCUGGAGGCCACCUCGGAAGAGCAGAGCUCCCUGCCAAAGCCCCCAGAACCCGGUCAUCCUUCUGCACCUGCCCAGGAGUCAGCAGCAUCCUCAGAGCAGCCGUCUGUUACAGAGCUCAGAGAGGUGGAGAGCAAAGGCCAGGGCAGGACAGAGACUCUGAAAGAGGAAGGACCAACAGAUCUACGUGUCUUUGAGCUGAACUCGGAUAGUGGGAAAUCCACUCCCUCCAACAAUGGCAAGAAAGGCUCCAGCACGGAUAUCAGUGAGGACUGGGAAAAGGACUUUGAUUUGGACAUGACUGAAGAGGAGGUGCAGCUGGCGCUCUCGAAGGUGGAAGUGUCUGGGGAGCUGGAAGAUGAAGAGUGGGAAGACUGGGAAUAAAGCGACUGCUUCCAGUGUGUGUCACAGGCUCAUUUCCACCAUCGAAUGUGAAUUAAAUCACAGACCGGCUGUUCCUUUGUGUGUAACUGUGCUGGGGAUUGCAGUUCCAGGCUGGAGGAGUUUCAUUCCUGCUAAAUCCUGUGGGCAACUCAAGUGACCCCUUCAGAGCUGGAGGAGGAGAAGGAGGAAGCAGGAGUUCACUCGUACAUGUAGCUGCUAGGGAGGCCAUCUUCUCAGUAGGUCCUAGAGACUGGCCAAGCCAAAACUGACUGCCCCGAAAGCGUCGGGUAGAGGCAGAUGCGAUGCAGUGAGGGGUCCCCAGGGCGAGCUGGGCACUCGGACACCUGGCGGGAUCUCUCGGUGCUGCCAGCUGGCUGAUAGUUUCCUUGUGCGCGCGUGUUGUCUACAGUGCAGCAGUUCAGAGGCUCUUGGAUGUAAGCUGUGCCUGCUCGCUCGCCGCUCCGUGCUGCUGGCUGGGCCGUCCCUGGAGAAAGCCCCCAUGGAGGGAGCGGCCGGGGGCUGGAGGUGCUGCAGCAGAAGCCCCUUCUGCUCUUCGCUCGUUGCCGCAAAGAAAGGCAGUCAGCUUGUGGCUUUGGCCUAAAGCUGGGCCAUGCUGGAAGGAGCCAAACUCCCUGCAAACCCUGAGCUUCUGCCUGGCUUUUUGUCUUGGAAGCUUUUUCUAAUGGAAACUCUCGUUUCCUGCUGCGAGAGCAGGAGCGCCUCUAAGAGCCAAGACCUGCUGCUUCCCCCUUUGCAGCUGCACUGCCUUCCUCUACUGGGUUUUCUGUACUUCUAGGUAAAUUUCCCAAGCAAAGUACUCGUGGCCUGCUCUUACUUGAGCCCUUCUGGGCAGGCAGUGAUUUGGGUCACCUCGGGAGCAGAACCCCUCUGUCGUGGUGCCCAGUUCAGCCCUUGCAAAGCCCCAGUGACCACUUAAACCUCCACCUUGGCACUGAGGCUCGGCCCUUCCCUUGCCCAGCGGGAGGCAGAAGUGCCUGGGCGCGGGUGGUACCUGUUGGCUGAGGCUGUGUCUGUCCACUCGUCUGUCUCCCCUCGCGUUCCCCCCGUGCCAGGCCCCACGGCCACCAGGGUCACAAUCCUCACUGUGCUCACUUGGGUUCCUUCCCUUAAGCCCCCUGUGACUGCUUGCAAUGCUUCCUCCGGACCUACAGCCUCUCUUUUUUGGGGCAGUUCCCUUCUCAUUAGAAGAUGCUAAUGAGAUGCAUGAGAUGCUCCUCAGUGGAUGUUGCUAAUUACAGUGAUCCAAAAGGGACAGAGCCCUCGCUGCUGUCUCUGGCUUUUGGGGUGGUGGUUUUAUAUGCGCUACCUUUGUCCUUCUGCCCCUUCCAGGGCUGCUCCGUUGGAGCUGUGGGUUUCCUUCUGGGUUUGGAUAGCGUUAGCCUAGGUGCACUUGGAAGAGUUGGGGUUUUUGGUCUUUUUUUGCCCCCUCUUUGAGGACAUUCUCAAAUGCAGCUGCCCACACAGGCAGAUUGGUGGCAGCGGUGACUUCAGGCGCUUACGUGGGAGCUUGUCUGUCCUGCAGAGCCCACGAGGGCCAGGGACUGCGCUACAGCUCUCCUCCCUCCUGGUGUACAGUGGGCCCUGUGGCACCUCCGGAAUGUUCUGCCACCUCACCCUGUCCUGGGCUCGAAUUUACUGUAGCAGGAAAACCUGCUGUGGGGAGGUGACACGCGUGGGGUGUCGGGGCUGUGGUCCCUCGGGGUUUGGUGGUCUGAGUCACGGCUGGGUCCCUGGGCCUGCGGCAGAGCUCCGAGGGUUCAGUGCUCUCAUCUGUGUCGCUGCUUUUUUUUUUUUUUUUUUUUUUUUUUUUUAAUUCUUUAGUCAAAUUAACCAUUUGGUUGUCUGUGCAAUAUUCUCUGUUCUGAACUAUUCUGCAUCUCCCUGAGCCUUUUCUAGCUGGGGUGAAAACCAGGAGCAAUUCUAACCGCUGGUAGUUUUGUAACAAUGACUUUCUCUGAACCUUUUACAGACUUGCAGUUAACAGCAAUU
Molecule: messenger RNA, 3445 nt
Organism: Chroicocephalus ridibundus (black-headed gull)
Lineage: Eukaryota; Metazoa; Chordata; Aves; Charadriiformes; Laridae
Gene: BSDC1
Product: BSD domain containing 1
Exons: 11
Coding region: 77-1435 (452 amino acids)
Cellular component (GO): cytoplasm
Source: RefSeq, a predicted model, not a curated record